AGUUUGUUAACAGCUGUUUACGAGUAAAAAAUCCUAAAAAACUCGGCAAAUACCGCAAAGAAUUAAAGGAACUUGAUUUGACUUGAUCUACAAUUUCUUCACAAGUAAAAUAGGUUCAACAAUAAGUAUAAAAUGGUUCGCAUUGGUUUGCAAAUCUCUGCUACUUUAGAGAAUAUCGAUAGACUGGAAACAAAUCACCCGGAUUAUCCGUUUUUUGUGAAAAUAAAAUGCUCUAAUUGUGGUGAGCCGUCAGACAAAUGGCACGACAUAACGGAAUCAGAGCGUAUGCAAGCAAGUGCUGAAGCACGAAAUCCUGAAGGUUUCAACUUUUAUAUGAAAUGUAAAAUGUGUGGCCGUGAAAACAGCAUUGAUAUAGUGGAAAAAACGAAUUCGCCUUACACACAUGAAGAUGCGGGCAAGUUCAAAACAAUUGUGGUCUUCGAUUGCCGUGGAGUGGAGCCUAUUGACUUUUCACCGCGUAAUGGCUGGAUAGUGCGUUCUGCAGAAAAUGGUCAAACGUUCGAAGAUGUGGAUCUAUCCGAAGACGAUUGGGUUGAAUAUGAUCAGAAGAAUAAAGAAUCUAUUGGUGUAUAUGAAUUCGCGUCGCAAUUUGUAAAAUUGAAGAAAUAAUAUGAAAAUUCUACAUUAUAUAAAUACAUACAUAUAUGUAUAUACACGUAUGUAUUAUAGAGUUGAACAGUUGCUUAAAGACAACAUGAAGUGUUUGUUCGCUGCCUAUGAUAUUCUUGUAAAAGUUUGUGUUUGUGGAGAAUCAAUAUCAAUAGAUUUAUAAACCUAAUUCAUAAAAAUCGUAAAAAUUAAUUUUGCAAUGUAUUUGUUGAUAAUAUUAAACAAACGGACGAAAAAAAAAAUAAAAAAGAUGAUAUUAUUAAUUGUAUAGAUUAUCGUAACCUCCUUAAACGGGAGAGUGGUGAUUCCUUAUAAAAAUGCUAAAGAAAUAAAUAUCCUUUUUUGUUAUGAA
Molecule: messenger RNA, 982 nt
Organism: Bactrocera tryoni
Lineage: Eukaryota; Metazoa; Arthropoda; Insecta; Diptera; Tephritidae
Product: UPF0587 protein GA18326
Exons: 2
Coding region: 133-630 (165 amino acids)
Molecular function (GO): zinc ion binding
Source: RefSeq, a predicted model, not a curated record